AUGGCCGAAAGCGAGGGGCGCCAGUGGACGAUUGUCCUGGUUUUAACCGCCCUGCUGCUUUCCCUCGUCGUCCUCUCACAGAUUCUAACAACAUACGUCACGGCUUACCGUCUUGCGCCAAACGAAAUCACCUCUUUCAUCGAUGCUGUUGACUUCUCCAUCGAGGAGAACGAGAGUUACGACCGCGACGUCGCCAAAGUUCAGCGCCUCGAGGAUAAGCUGCGCCUUGGCCGCCUUCUGCGCGAGAUCCAAAAGGGUGGCGAUGACCUACGAGAGCAGAUGAACGCGAUGCUCCUCUCCGACGACACUACCACCCUUCGUACCAUCGAUCGCCUACUCUGGGCGAACAGGCGCCGCGACCUCGAGGACCGAGUACGCAAACUCGACCUCGUGCGAAUGCGCUUCCUCGUUGUUUAUAUGGGUGUCGUAGCAGAGAGGGCAAGCGCAACGCCAGAGAAGCCUCCAACAAUGCCAGUGACACCACCGAGAGAUCUGGAAAAGUCGCCGCUGGCAUUCACGCCGCCUCUGGACCAAACGAAGGCAGGCUUGACGCGUGCGCUGACAGAGGAGAUCCGGCAGAAGCCGCCUCUGCGGAGGUUGACCACCCAGGCUCUCGGCCAUCGCGAGGAUACGGUUCCAGGUCACAAGAUGGGGUGGGCGGGUGUUGUCCAGGAGUUGCAAAGAAGCCCCAAGCUGCACAAACGACGCACUUCCAUCGAGAGGUCUAUCGAGGAGGAGCUGUCCAAAUCCAGGCUGAGUCUCUGA
Messenger RNA from Colletotrichum karsti, 765 nucleotides. RefSeq lists its product as uncharacterized. The record is from RefSeq and is a predicted model, not a curated record. Lineage: Eukaryota; Fungi; Ascomycota; Sordariomycetes; Glomerellales; Glomerellaceae. The transcript has a single exon. Bases 1 to 765 code for a protein of 254 amino acids.